CGGCAACCCGCCGCCCGCGGAACAGCCCCCGUGACCGUGAACCAACCAGUUGUCCAGUUCCGCUCCGGCACUCCACCCACCCACCCAGCCACCCCACGCCCGCGAGCGACCAACUCCCCUCUCGAACGGUUCGGGCCUUUGCAGUCGACAGAUCGAUCAAUCAGCACCGACCACUCGCGACCCGAUUCGAAUCGAGCCAGAGUCCCAGGCAGCGGCGGCGGCGGCGCCCGCCUCCAAGACCACCUCCACCCGGACCCCAGCCCCAACCCCAAGGUCUCCCUCUCGUACCGUUCCCCGCUCUGCGCGCGCUCGUGCGUCAUAUCUGGCCUGCGAUUCAUUUCACGGCGCCGUGUGCCUCUAAUAUGGCUGGCGUCUGUGCCUCUUUGGUGAGGUUUUCGACUCCGUGGCUUUGCCUUCCCUCUAGAGACAGCGGGUGGUGUCUUCAGCCCUGAUGGCACCAUGUCAUGUGCGCGAUUGGAUCAUGGGGAUUCUGAUGGUUCACAGCGCUUCUUCACCUUCUCCGUCAAGGGUUCUGUAUGUUGCAAACCACGUUAACAGAUGGGGGACGUUGCGAAGGACUUGACGGCUGGGACCGUGGGAGGGGCUGCCAACCUCAUCGUCGGGCACCCGUUCGACACCAUCAAGGUCAAGCUCCAGAGCCAGCCCACCCCUGCUCCCGGACAGCUCCCCAAGUACGCCGGCGCCAUCGAUGCUGUGAAGCAGACGGUCGCGGCUGAAGGUCCGAGGGGCCUAUACAAGGGGAUGGGGGCACCUCUGGCCACCGUAGCGGCCUUCAACGCUGUCUUGUUCAGUGUCAGGGGGCAGAUGGAGGCGUUUCUCAGGUCAGAGCCUGGUGUGCCGCUGACAGUGAAGCAGCAGGUUGUUGCGGGCGCCGGUGCUGGAAUCGCAGUCUCCUUCUUGGCUUGUCCAACAGAACUGAUCAAGUGCAGGUUGCAAGCCCAGAGUUCCUUAGCCGAGGCAGCCACCGCUUCUGGUGUGGCUCUUCCCAAAGGUCCGAUCGACGUGGCGAAGCAUGUUGUCCGGGACGCCGGCGCCAAAGGUCUCUUCAAGGGCCUGGUCCCGACGAUGGGACGCGAGGUCCCUGGCAACGCACUGAUGUUCGGCGUGUACGAAGCCACGAAGCAGUACCUGGCCGGCGGCCCGGACACGUCGGGCCUCGGCAGGGGCUCCCAGGUCCUGGCGGGCGGCCUCGCCGGCGCCGCCUUCUGGCUGUCCGUGUACCCGACGGACGUGGUGAAGAGCGUGAUCCAGGUGGACGAUUACAAGAAGCCCAAGUACUCCGGGUCCCUCGACGCGCUGAGGAAGAUCGUGGCGGCUGAUGGGGUGAAGGGCCUGUACAAGGGGUUCGGACCCGCCAUGGCACGCAGCGUUCCAGCCAAUGCCGCGACAUUCGUGGCCUACGAGAUCACGAGAUCGGCGCUUGGUUGAUUUGAUUGGUGCUGGCCUUUGCCAUGGCCCUUUGCAGUUUAUUCAUUCUCCUUGCGCGGCUGGAGCAACGCGAACAAUGCGAGACAAUUUUAGGGAGGAAAGAGAGAGAGAAACUUUUCACUUCAAUGAUGAGAUUCUUUAAUGAAGCAAAGCUUACUAAAAGUUUGUUCAUGUGGAGCCACAGAGUGAGUGGUUGGUGACAGAUAAGUAAUACUGGCCUUGUCGUAAUGGUUGGUUGGCCUGGACUAGAGUGGGCAUCCGACGGUGAUCCGAUGGCGCGCGAGUCCGACUGGUGGUGCUUGUGAUGGUGAGCUGUGUGGCCCAUGGUUUUGUUGGCGUCUGGUGGUGGGUGGCCCUCGUCAGCUCGCAUUCGGCAUUCCCUUUUGCCCCCACAAUCCCACGUUCGCCUUGCCUCCUUUUUCUUCUUGGCCUAAAUUUUAUUCUUUUUCUCUCUCACACACACAAAUAUAUCAGUAUACCGUUCUCCUUUUAUUAGUGCCAGUAUGUAAUGGCAUGUUCGGCUGCCUUUCUAGCAGAUUUUUAUUUUAGUCUUUUUUCUAAAACUGUUAUUGUUGUUACUUGACUUCAAUUAUCAAAAAUCAAGGCAAUAUAAGUUAAAUAUUA
Molecule: messenger RNA, 2073 nt
Organism: Zea mays
Lineage: Eukaryota; Viridiplantae; Streptophyta; Magnoliopsida; Poales; Poaceae
Product: mitochondrial carnitine/acylcarnitine carrier-like protein
Exons: 4
Coding region: 559-1449 (296 amino acids)
Biological process (GO): mitochondrial L-ornithine transmembrane transport
Molecular function (GO): L-ornithine transmembrane transporter activity
Source: RefSeq, a predicted model, not a curated record